Molecule: messenger RNA, 2022 nt
Organism: Caenorhabditis angaria
Lineage: Eukaryota; Metazoa; Nematoda; Chromadorea; Rhabditida; Rhabditidae
Source: the annotation of a GenBank genome assembly
AUGGAUGGCACACUUUCACACAACGAUUAUUGUGACACAAUGCAGGAUUCGGUUGUGAGCACCUCAAAAAAUAUGCGAAGACAUUCACAUCAUACUAAUAUUCAACAUCAUCGUCCAAGUAGUGUAAAUGCUUCGCAAGUUUUGAUAUCUUGCUUGAGGUUAGUUAUGAAUCAGGAUUUCUAAAUGAAAAUUUCUGAAGAUAAAAAUUACCUACAGCAAAUACGUUCAAAAAUAUAUUAUUUUGUAUUGACUAAUUUCCAAGUUAGCUUAUUGUGAACCUUCAUUGAUUCUGAAUACCAAUAUUAUCAAUUUUUCUUUAUAAGAUGUUUUGUUUACGGAAUCUAUACUUUUUCAAUUUCUAAUUUUUAACAUCUUGCUUCUUAAAUGUUUAAGAAUUUUUAAGAAGUUUUCUACAACUUUUCAUUUUGAACUAGAAUCUCCCAAUCAAAAUCCAAUUAUUUCACUACGCAGAAAAUUGUUUGGUGAUUUCAUAACAACUAUUCACCCAAUUCGAAUGAAAAUUCGAAAUUUCAGAGCUAUUUUGGCACGUUCUCUUUUCAUUGUUCAUUCGUUGGUUACAAUUCGACAAACAGUGAUGAUGACUAACAGGUAUUUAAUUUCUUAUUUUAUUUCAAACACCAAGGAUAACUCGAUGUUUGACCUUUUUCUACUGGUUCAACUCAUAUUUCGUAUUUUUUUUACAGAGAAAGUGUCUGGGGAUUUGCUUUGCUCUCUCUUUUGAUCGUUUUUGAAGGCGGGUAUGCAAUUAUCAUGAGAGCUGGAGAUGAAAGAAAAUGGUGUGUUUGUUUGGUUGGAAAAAAGUUAAUAAAUGUGUGUUUUGGUUAAGGUUCUGCUCGAGUGUCUUUUUGUAUAUUAUUGCAACAGCGCCACCCAUUUGGAUUUUGGAAACAAAAAUUUGUUCAUAUCGAAAUGAAAAUAGCAUUGGUAAUGAAAUGGAAUGAAAACAACGAAUAACAAAUAAUUACAGAUCCUUCUGGUGAACUUCGACUACAACUUUUAGAACAGCUUUUAUUAGUGAAUUUAAUUGUCGGAAGAUGGCUACUUCCAAAAGGUGAUAUAUCUCGAGAACAAUUAUCACAAAUAUUAUUAGCUUAUUUAGUAGGUUACGGUAAUCCAUAUUAUAUUCCUAUUGAAACACUUGAUUUUUCAGGCAAUAUCUUCAGAUAUUGUUGAAUUUUUUGAUGUUUUCAAAGAGAAAGCUGUAUAUUCGAAUACAUAUUUGCAGACAAUUGUAUUAUCAGCAUGGACUGUAAGAUAUUGCGUAUAAUAAAGGCUAACUAACAUUAAUUUCGUUCAAUUUUCAGCUGAGUCUUCUUCAAUUUCCAUUUGUUCUAACAGUUAGCAGAGCUAGAAAAAUGCGUGUUGCAAUAACAAAUGAUUAUGAACAACUAUUUGCACAACAUCGACCUAGAAGUUGCUUGAAAGCCUUUUACGAUGUUGAUAUUUGGGCUAUUUUCUUGGCUAAUGCUCUUCAAGAUGUUCCAUUCUUUUUAGUAAGUUAAAAAGAGAAAUAAGUUUGUUGAAAAAAAAAUACAAAUUUAAGAUUCGGCUAUAUUUGAUGACAGUUCACAAUCUGGUUACUUACACAAUGAUUUUCUUUUUCUUUAAAAACAUGCUAAUUAUUUUGUUGCAGACUUACAGGUAUUUUCCUAAAUGUUUUUGGCUUAUUAAAAUCAUUACCGUUUCAGAUCAAUAAUUAUCAUAAAUGAUAGAUAUAUUCAUCCGAAACCACCAGAUAUGGAUAUUAUUGAACAUAAUAUGGAUCUUAUAAAAUCUCCUGAUGAUCGACAUUCUCAUAAUCAAGGAAAAAAGAAUGGAAAUCAUAAUAAUAAAAAGAAACAUGAUUCAAAGUCAAAAAAUAAUCAUAAACAGAAUCGUCGAAGUAGUUCAAGUACUCCAGUGAAAAAACGAAGAGCUUCAAGAAAUCAAUCGAUAUCUGAAGAACGAGAACAUCUAUUUCCAAGAAGAGGAAGAAGAUUAGACACAUUGGAAGAAAACUAA